CCGCGCCGGCAGUGACACUGCUUUCCGGUCCGGCGCAGGCCUUAUCCCCCGCACUUUCGGUCCGGCUCCCCAGCGUCCUUCCGCUGUCCUCUGACCCGCUGCCGAGCGCCCGUGCAGCAGGCGCUAGCCGAAGAUGCCCGCUGGUGUGUCUUGGACGUCUUACCUGAAAAUGUUCGCCGCCAGCCUCCUGGCCAUGUGCGCCGGCGCCGAGGUGGUGCAUAGGUACUACCGACCAGACCUGACAAUACCUGAAAUUCCACCCAAACCUGGAGAACUUAAAACAGAGCUUUUGGGACUGAAAGAACGACAACAGGAACAUCAAAAUUCAACUCUGCCAAGAACUCUGUGAAUGAGAAUUAAAUAUAUAUUUUUAGAAUUUAAUGAGUGAAAUUGUUUGUGUUUAAGCACCUAAUACAAACUGCAAGAGAAGUGCUCAGUAGAUGUUAACUGAUUUAGUUAUGGUUUGACCAGGUAAUCUUGAAAACUGCCAGUUUAUAUCAUCAGCUUCUGUAGUUUGAUAGAUACCCAGAGUGUAGUUUCAGUCUCUUGCCCUUGUAACUUUGGCUUAUUUCUCUGAAUAAGCUUGACUAUAAUGGCAAAUGUGGAUUAUAAAUUAACUAUAAUAAAAGUCUGACCA
This is a messenger RNA of Capra hircus (goat), 637 nucleotides long. It is a transcript of the gene C5H12orf73, whose product is annotated as chromosome 5 C12orf73 homolog. The record is from RefSeq and is a predicted model, not a curated record. Gene Ontology annotation, biological process: mitochondrial respiratory chain complex III assembly. The transcript has 3 exons. Bases 134 to 349 code for a protein of 71 amino acids. NCBI's taxonomy places the organism in Eukaryota, Metazoa, Chordata, Mammalia, Artiodactyla, Bovidae. Gene Ontology annotation, cellular component: mitochondrion.